This is a messenger RNA of Solea solea (common sole), 877 nucleotides long. RefSeq names its product ybeY metalloendoribonuclease (gene ybey). The record is from RefSeq and is a predicted model, not a curated record. Gene Ontology annotation, molecular function: metalloendopeptidase activity. NCBI's taxonomy places the organism in Eukaryota, Metazoa, Chordata, Actinopteri, Pleuronectiformes, Soleidae. Bases 2 to 634 code for a protein of 210 amino acids. Gene Ontology annotation, biological process: rRNA processing. The transcript is spliced from 5 exons.
CAUGCCGAAUUUCGAAAACAUUUCACCACAUCCGGUGGUCCGACAGCUCUUAUCGUCCGCUAUGACUUCUGAAUUGAGUUCCGCGAGUACCAAUGUUGCGGUCGUGUCUCUCCUCGUAAAGGUUUUAAACCGAGAAAUACUUCGAAAUCUCCAAAAGGUGGUGCGUCUUCGCCGUGCCAGGCUUCGCAAGGAUGUUGACACUUUGAGACACAUUCUGGGCGUCCAGAAAUUUGACGUGGGCAUCGUUUGUGUGGAUAACCACAGGAUCCAACAAAUUAAUAACACCUACAGGAAGAAGAAUUUCCCGACAGAUGUCCUCUCGUUCCCCUUCCACGAGGACUUGAGACCUGGGAAGCUGCCUUGCCCUCUUUACAGGGAUGAGCUGAAUCUCGGGGACAUUUUCUUGGGGGUCGAGUUCGUGAUGAAACAAUGUCAGGAAGAAUCUUUUGAUCUGCAUGAUGCUCUCACAGUGGUCACUGCACAUGGGAUCUGUCACCUGCUGGGCUACAGGCAUGAGACAGAGGAAGAAUGGACUGAGAUGCUGCAAAGGGAAAACUACAUUCUAAGUGAGUACAACAGACUCACAGGACGCCAUCUUCAACCGCUGAUGAAGAAAUGUGAUCAUAGUAGAUGACAGUGACUGUCACUGUGACAGUGUCACCUGCUACAUUUACACUUGAACUCUCUACUACACGUACUAUGGUGCUUGAUCUCUUGUACACUGUGCCAUGCAAUCAUAUUAAGUCCGACAAUGAUUCAACACAAAUGUCAAGACAUUCACAAUCAAUGUUUGCUGCUAUUGUUUCUGUGGACAUCCUGAAUCACUUAACUCCAAUGUUGUUCAAGAGUUUUAAAGAUUAAAGUCUGUACACUUUCA